AUGUCGGAUAGAUAUAGUUUUUCAUUAACAACUUUUUCACCUUCGGGCAAGCUUGUUCAAAUCGAGUAUGCAUUGAAUGCAGUUGCUCAAGGUGUAACAAGCAUUGGUAUUAAAGCUUCACCAUUGAUUGAUGAUUCAUCACUUGAAAAAGUUGCAAAUGUUUGUCCAAAUAUUGGUAUUGUUUAUUCUGGAAUGGGACCAGACUUUAGAGUGUUAUUGUCAAAGGCAAGAAAGGCAGCUCAAAAAUAUAAAAGAAUAUAUAACAAGUAUCCACCAACAGGAAUUUUAGUUAAAGAAGUUGCUAGUGUAAUGCAAGAAUUUACUCAAAGUGGUUCAUACUUCAAUUUAACAUUAAAAGAGGGAUUUGAAGGGCAAAUGACUGAAAAUUCAAUUGAAAUUGGAAUUAUUGGUGGUGAUGCAACAGGAUUUAUGGAAGACAAAGAACAACCAUUAUUUAGAAAAUUGUCUCCUUCAGAAGUUAAAGAUUAUUUGGCUAAUAUAGCUUAA
Molecule: messenger RNA, 507 nt
Organism: Entrophospora sp. SA101
Lineage: Eukaryota; Fungi; Glomeromycota; Glomeromycetes; Entrophosporales; Entrophosporaceae
Source: the annotation of a GenBank genome assembly